CGUGAGCGAAGUCCAGCUGAUGCACGACCUGGGAGAACACCAGCAGGUCCAGGAGCGUCGGGAGUGGCUCCAGAUGAGCCUCCGAGGGAUCCACACGGCGGCGCUUCAGGACGGCAGCGGUGAGGUGACGGGUCGGAGGAGGAGGAGGCUCCGUCCUGAAGAUGUGCCUGAGCUGAGCGACCUGACGUCAGAGGAGAUCCAACACGCUUUGAGCUUCCUGGAGAAGCUCCUCAAGGCCAGUCCUGAUCCAGCUCCACAGCAGCAACGUUUCCAAGAGUAGAGUUUAUUUUCGACUGAAUUUUAGGCCACUUUCUAUUUUUCUACCUGUAGAUGUUAGAUUAGUGUAUUUUAAUGUUAUUUUAUUUUAUUUAUGAAGUUGAUAUUUAUGAAAAUAUGAGCCAGAGCUUCCCUCCAUUGCACUUUUAUUUAACAGGUGGUGUUAUAAACCACUUACUGAACUACUUACCUCCAACCUGAAGGAGAUGAAAA
Molecule: messenger RNA, 489 nt
Organism: Acanthochromis polyacanthus (spiny chromis)
Lineage: Eukaryota; Metazoa; Chordata; Actinopteri; Pomacentridae
Gene: pth1a
Product: parathyroid hormone 1a
Exons: 1
Coding region: 20-280 (86 amino acids)
Cellular component (GO): extracellular region
Molecular function (GO): hormone activity
Source: RefSeq, a predicted model, not a curated record